Molecule: messenger RNA, 388 nt
Organism: Annulohypoxylon truncatum
Lineage: Eukaryota; Fungi; Ascomycota; Sordariomycetes; Xylariales; Hypoxylaceae
Exons: 1
Coding region: 107-328 (73 amino acids)
Source: RefSeq, a predicted model, not a curated record
GUACAAGGUUAUGAACUCUCAAGAUACCCCUAGAUACUUUCACCAAUCCAUAAGUCACAUAGGAAUUGGCUUCCUAGUGGUGGGCAGAUUUCAUUAAUUUUCUAUUAUGGGACGGUAUUCUAGGCGAGUGCUUGGAGUACCAGUAGUGUUUUGUCCAUAUAUCCUCCUACAGGUGCAAGGGCUAACUUCAUCUUUAUUCGACAUCUGUCAAAUAUGCGACGUCCAUGUAAACGACGAAACAAAAACGGGUCUUCCUUGUCUUCCGACAGCGCUCCCGCUGGUUUGUACAACACCAACGCUACUCUUGCUGUGUUUAGUGCAGCGGUAAUUUCCUCAUCCACCUUGUAUAAACACCGACCACUCCCAUCCAAAUCCACCUACAGGUACG